Fonsecaea nubica is the source of this 1524-nucleotide messenger RNA. RefSeq lists its product as hypothetical. The transcript is spliced from 5 exons. The record is from RefSeq and is a predicted model, not a curated record. Gene Ontology annotation, molecular function: carbohydrate:proton symporter activity. Bases 1 to 1524 code for a protein of 507 amino acids. Gene Ontology annotation, biological process: carbohydrate transport; transmembrane transport. Lineage: Eukaryota; Fungi; Ascomycota; Eurotiomycetes; Chaetothyriales; Herpotrichiellaceae. Gene Ontology annotation, cellular component: membrane.
AUGUUGCGACUCACGCGGUAUAAUAUUUUGAUUGUCUGUGCUGCUUGCCUUGGCGCAUACUCUUACGGCUUUUCGUAUGCUGUCUUUGUCACUUCCAUCGGAGAACCCGGGUUUUUCAGUUAUUUUGAAUUGGACCCAACCUCGGACUACACUGCUACUUUGAUCGGAGCCAUCAGUGGGCUCUUCUGUGCUGGAGCUGCUUUUGGAGCCAUAAUACAAUCCUACACAAGUGACAAGUAUGGCCGUCGAAAAGCCCUCGCCUUCGGCGGCGCCAUCUCAGUGGUUGGCUCUGCAGUUGUGGCCGGCUCUAUCAACAUCCCCAUGUUAUUCGUCUUUCGAUUCAUCACUGGCCUAGGAGUAGGCCAACUGCUGGCUCUGGUCCCGUUGUACGUGGCAGAGGUCGCACCACCCCAUCGUCGAGGCCUUCUCAGUGCACUUGUUGGGGUUGGAUUCUCUUUGGGUUAUCUCAGCUCCGCGUGGAUUGGUUACGGCACGUACUUUACCACAAACAACACAGUUCAAUGGCGUAUGCCUCUUUGUCUGGCUCCACUGGCUCCUCUGGGGCUGGUGAUUGUCUGCUACUGGAUCCCUGAAUCUCCCAGAUGGUCGGUUUGGGUAGGCCACGAUGCAGAGGCAUGGAAAACAAUUCAGAAAGUGCAUCACGACCCCAAUGACCCGCGAGAUGCAGCCGCACACGCGGAAUUCAUCCAAAUCAAGAGACAAGUGGCACAUGACAAGGAGAUGAAAGCUUCAUUUGUCCGCAUGUUCACCGUUCCGUCAUGGAGGAAGCGCACUCUCUUGGCCAUCUUGAUCAUGUUUGCCGUGCAAUCAUCUGGCUAUAACGGCAUCACCUCCUACCUUGUUCUCGUCGCUCAAUCGGCAGGAAUGACGGGUGCGAUGCCUCUCCUGAUGUACGCCAUUUAUGUUGUCAUUGCCGUCUUUUUCAACUUUGUUAACGCUGCUGUCAUUGAUCGGGUUGGGCGGAGAAGAAUGCUGCUCGUCGGCAUUGUGUGGACCGGAUCAUGUCUCCUUGCUGCCGCUCUUCUCAGCUGGAAGUAUGCGGGUACCUCGCACAAGGCUGGCAACGGUGCUGCAAUGUUUUUCUUUAUGAUGUUUGGACUGGGACUGGGACUGUUCCUCGAUCCAACUCAGUUCGUGUGGUGCUCCGAGGCAUUUCCAACCACCAUUCGAGCCAAGGGUCUCACCAUUGCCCUGUUCACAUACUUUGUCUCGACGGUAUUGUACACAGCUCCUGCACCCAAGGCCUUUGCAAAUAUUGGUUGGAAGUUCUACCUGGUCUUCAUCUCCUGUGACGUUGUGUGCUUCGCUAUGCUGUACAAAUGGCUACCAGAGACAGGCAACUUGACCCUGGAGGAAAUAGGCAAGCUGUUUGGGGAUGAAGUUGUGACCCACUUUGCCCAAGAUGGCAAUGGCCUGGUUGAAGUGGACGCCAUGGCCGACUUCGAUGAGAAAUCUAUCACAACGCAGAUUGAGGAAGCCACACCGAGCCACGGUAGAAAGUGA